GGGCUCCCGGACCCGAAAUCCCCGCCGCACUUAAGUACUACAAUCCCAGGGGCCAGGCCACCGGCAUGUUCGCUUCCAUCUGCCGGCGGCGGCUCCUCCGCCUCUGCCAAAUCCCCUUCGGCACCGGCGCAAUCCCUAGCGACGCCCUCCCCCACUGCCACUCCUUAGCAACCAUCGCGGACGCUCCCGUCUCCGAGCCCUGUGCUGCCCUUGUCUCUUGCGGGCUCUCCCCCGCCGCCGCGGUCGCCCACAGGCUCCCAAUCCGCUCCACCGCCAAGGCCGACGCCGUCCGCGCGCUCCUCCGCAGCUACGGCUUCACCGACGCGGAGGUCGCCGACCUAGUCCGCCGAUUAUCGCAGAUCCUCAGCGUCGACCCCGACCGGAUCCGCCCCAAGCUUGACCUCUUCGCCUCCCUCGGCGUCAAGCCGCGGCGGCUCGCCAGAUAUCCUGCCCUCCUCACGCGCAGCCUCGACAAGCACCUCGUCCCCUGCAUCCAGUUCCUCCGCAACAUUCUCAGCACCGAUGAGGACGUCUGCCUCGCCAUCUCGCGCACCCCGCGCGCCCUCUCGGCUGGCCUGGAGAAGAUCAUGCGGCCCGCCUUGGACACCCUCCGCCGUCUUGGGCUCCCCGACGAGUCUAUCUCGAAGUUAGUAGUCAUCGAGAUGGGCGUGCUCAUGAUGUCGCCCGACCGCAUAUGCCAGAUCUUCGAGGCCCUCAAGGAGCUCGGCUUGGGCGUAACGGAGAAGCGCUUUCCUUACGGCAUCCGCGCCUUGUGCUGCAUUAGUAGGGAGAAGUGGCUGCAUAGGGUGGCCCUUUACCGGAGCUUCGGGGUGUCCGAGGGUGAGCUGCAGAGAGCGUUCAAGAAACAGCCGAAUAUAGUUAACUUCUCUGAUGAGAUCAUAAAGAAGAAGAUCCGGUUCUUCCUGGAUGUGCUGAAGGUUGAACUAAGCGAAGUAAUGGAGCAACCUGCGAUUAUAGGGUAUAGCUUGGAGAGGAACAUCAUACCAAGGUGUGCCGUGCUAAGCUUGUUGAUGAGGGAGGGAAAGAUUGGGCCCAACGUCAAGUUGAUUUCGGCAUUGCUUGGUAGUGCCAACAUGUUCUCCACAAGGUAUGUAUUGAGGUAUGCCAAUGAGUUGCCAGAUGUUGUUAAGGCAUACGAGGGUAAGAUCACAUUUGAUGGCUUCAGGGAACAGGAUCUUUUAGUUCCACUGAAGCUGUGAGACAAGUUUAGCAAGAUUAUGUCACAAGUUUAGGCGCCAUGCUUUCCAAUGCCAUUGAGAUCAUAGCAUGCUAUGAUUCUAACACUGUAUUAUUGUUAUGUUAAUUCUGGACAUUUUUCACAUAACCAUCUUUGUAGCAUUUCCCUUUUUUUAUCCUCGCUAACAAAUGUAAAAAUACGGAUCUUGUGAUGCUGUCUUAGUUAUUUGAUCUGGUGAGCU
This is a messenger RNA of Zea mays, 1439 nucleotides long. RefSeq lists its product as uncharacterized. NCBI's taxonomy places the organism in Eukaryota, Viridiplantae, Streptophyta, Magnoliopsida, Poales, Poaceae. Gene Ontology annotation, biological process: regulation of DNA-templated transcription. The record is from RefSeq and is marked provisional. The transcript has a single exon. Bases 66 to 1220 code for a protein of 384 amino acids. Gene Ontology annotation, molecular function: double-stranded DNA binding.